AUGAUGCUGAAGCUCCUGCUCCUCGCUGCCCUCGCCCUCUGCGGGCGCUGCUCCGAGCCGGCUAUCAAUGGGAUGGAACGGGUGGUCGGUGGGACCGAGGCGACCUCGCACUCCUGGCCCUCCCAGAUCUCUCUCCAGUAUUACGCCAAGGGUGGCUGGCACCACACAUGUGGAGGGUCCCUCAUCCGUAGAAACUGGGUGCUGACGGCUGCCCACUGCGUGGAUGGUGACCUGACCCUGCGUGUGGUGGCCGGAGCUCACAACCUCAAUGUGGCCAAUGGCUACGAGCAGAUCUUCAGUGUGAGCAGGAUCGUGAUCCAUCCCUCCUGGAAUGGCGACGCUGCCAGAGGCUAUGACAUCGCCCUGAUCCGCCUGUCCAGCUCUGCCAACCUCAAUGCCUACGUGAAGCUGGCAGUGCUGCCCCAGGAGGGUGCCAUCCUGAGCAACAACUACCCCUGCUACAUCACCGGCUGGGGGCUCACCCGCACCAAUGGGCAGCUCUCCAGUGUCCUGCUGCAGGCACCACUGCCCGUGGUGAGCUACCAGAUCUGCUCUGGUGCACUCUACUGGGGCUCCACUGUCAAGAACACCAUGGUGUGUGCCGGCGGUGACGGCGUCCGCUCCGGCUGCCAGGGUGAUUCCGGAGGCCCCCUCCACUGUGCAGUGAAUGGGCAGUACCAGGUCCAUGGUGUCACCAGCUUCGUCUCCGGCUUGGGCUGCAAUGUCCAGCGCAAACCCACCGUGUUCACCCGCAUCUCUGCCUACAUCUCCUGGAUCUCCAGUGUAAGGAGCACCCUUGGGUGCUGA
Melopsittacus undulatus (budgerigar) is the source of this 807-nucleotide messenger RNA. RefSeq names its product chymotrypsin like elastase 1 (gene CELA1). The record is from RefSeq and is a predicted model, not a curated record. NCBI's taxonomy places the organism in Eukaryota, Metazoa, Chordata, Aves, Psittaciformes, Psittaculidae. Gene Ontology annotation, biological process: proteolysis. Gene Ontology annotation, molecular function: serine-type endopeptidase activity. The transcript has 7 exons. The coding region runs from base 1 to 807 and encodes 268 amino acids.